UUGGUUUAAGUCGCGAGGCGUCACCGGGCAGUGCCGAAGAGCAGUGUCGUCGCGACGCGCGGAUCAUGCGGCUGACUCUGCUGCGCUCGGAGCGGUGCUCGCGGUCGCUCUUGGCCAAGCCAGGCGCCCAAUACGGGUUGGCAGCCGCCGCGGCCCCGCUCUUACCCGGCCAAAGCAUGGAGGAGAGCAAGGCGGGCGGCGAGCAGCAGGGGAACUCUCCUCCGCCCAUGAAGAGGCUCCGGCUGUGGACCGGGAAGGGGAAGGCGAAAGGGAAGCGGCCCGGGCUGGCCGAAGAAGGCGAGAAGCGCUACGUGCCGCCUCCGAAGAAGCGCAACCCCGGUGUCAGCUUCAGCGAGAGCCACUUCGCCGAGACCAGCUACUACUUCGAGGGCGGCCUCCGCAAAGUGCGUCCCUACUACUUCGACUUCCAGACCUACUGCAAGGGCCGCUGGGUGGGCGAGAGCCUCCUGCACGUCUUCGGCACCGAGUUCCGCGCCCAGCCCCUCGAGUACUACCGGGCCGCGGCCGAAGCGGGCCGCCUCCGGCUUAACGAGCAGCCCGUGCGGGACCUCGGCGUCAUCCUCAAGAAUAAUGACUUCAUCCAGAACACUGUACACCGCCAUGAACCUCCGGUCACAGCGCAGGCUAUUGAGUUCCUGGAAGAAAAUGAUGAGGUUGUGGUUGUAGACAAACCUUCAUCCUUGCCUGUCCAUCCAUGUGGCAGAUUUCGGCACAACACUGUCAUUUUUAUUUUGGGUAAAGAGCACAACCUGAAGGAGUUGCACACUAUUCAUAGGUUGGAUCGCCUGACGUCAGGUGUCCUCAUGUUCGCGAAGUCUGCAGAAGUGUCCAAGAGGAUCGAUGAGCAAGUUCGACAGCGACAGCUGGAGAAGGAGUAUGUGUGCCGUGUACUUGGAGAGUUCCCAGAAAAUGAGGUGACGUGUGAAGAACCCAUCCUGGUUGUCUCUUACAAAGUUGGGGUGUGUCGAGUGGACCCCAAGGGUAAAGUCUGUAAAACGGUCUUCCGGAGGCUCAGCUACAAUGGCAAGACUAGUGUGGUAAAGUGUUUUCCUUACACUGGCCGCACCCAUCAGAUCCGUGUCCAUCUCCAGUUUUUGGGACACCCUAUUGUUAAUGACCCCAUCUACAACACCGAUGCCUGGGGUCCCAAAAAGGGCAAAGGUGGCCAUAUUAAUAAGACGGAUGAUGAGCUGCUUCGGGCUUUGGUGGAGGAGCAUCUUUCGAAACAGAGCCUGGGUAUCCUGGACGUUGCUGAGGAAGAUUUGAAACCCCUUGUAGGAGACAGAGUGAAGGAGGCUCUGGGGAAUUGUUCUGAGGCUGUGCUGGACACCCCAGUAAAUUUCAGUUCUGGCACUCGUGAGGAAUCUGCAGAUGGAGAAAAGGGCAGGAUAUCGGCAUGUUCUCAGAAUGCUAUCCCUCAGGCAGAGCUGCACAAGAUGGAAAGUGGAGAAACUUGCUCAACUGAGUCCUGGGACAAAAAGGACUCCCUUUGUGGAGAAUGCAAGAUAGUGAGGCCGGACCCAUCACCCAAAGAUCUAGUGAUGUAUCUCCAUGCUUUGCGCUACAAGGGAGCAGAAUUUGAAUAUUGCUCUAAGAUGCCAGCCUGGGCACAGGAUGACUGGGAAGAGACCUGAGACUUUUAAAAUACUCUGUAAAGACUGUGUGUUAGUGUGUGUGAGAAAGAAAUGGAAACUUGCAUUCACAUUUUACAUGUUUAGAUGCACACUAGUUCAUAUGUAAUGAUCCUGGCUUAGUAGAUGAUUUAUUAAGCUGGAAACAAGGGUCAGACUUGUAUGCUCCCUGUUCCACUGUGGUUUCUUUAAACCACAGUUUCCCAUUACAGCUGAAGUAAGGAACUGUGGGUUUACUACCCAGGACCUGAAAUCAUGGUUAGUAAACCAACCUUGAACAUGUUUUCUGCUUCAGCUAUAACAGGCUACUGUAAGAAACCAUGCUCAAAGUGCCAAACAGUAUUGGAAGAGGAGAGAACAGUGUCACUUAAAAAAGAAAAAGCUGUGUCUAUGUUGAUCCAUUCUGUCCUAAGUAUACAGUUAGGAGUGGGAAAUGUGUGAAGAUGCCUUUAAAUAGGCUUCCUUUUUAAGAUCUCUUCUCUGUGGCCGGUGACUUCAUUGCUAAUCCUGGUUCCUUUUCCAUGAAUGAGCACUCCAAAGAUGGGCCAAUGGGUUUGUACGAGGGUACACUGCAGUGCUUGAACCAACUGCCUUUAUAUCAAGAGGUGGGUAAUGAAUGGACGCUGGGCCAAAUCUGGCCCAUAGUGUAUUCAGUCCAUGGCUGCCUCUGCCACAUUUGCAUGUUCUCCUUGCCCAGCACAGAAGCCAAGCAGGUUGUCUAAGGAGGAAUAGCUCAGAGUGUCUUAUCUCUCUGUGUGUAGUCAGCUGGGCUGUGUAGUGCUUAGGUUUGCAUCAGCAACUAGCACUUCAACUUUCUUCCAGACACAGCUGGACCUUAUAAUUGCUGAAACUUUAUGAAGCAUCAUUAGGGCUGGGGAAAGUUGCAGAGAGAGUGCUUUGAAGCAGCAGCUUGGUUUUGGGUUUGUAAAUGGAUGCAGCGGAGAGGUGUGUGUGAAUGGAAUGAAUUGAGCAACAGUAGCCCCUGGCAAACAGCUCUGUAAAUGUUGCCCCUGUUGGAAUGCAUCCUUCUGCAGAAAAAAAAGGUUCAGCUCUGUUUUAUAAGAAGGAAUGUGAUGACAGAGCCUUUCAGAUAGUUACAACUGUCAACUACUAAUCAAAUGUACAUCUGUGUAGGGUUGAAGCAGGGUGUUUAUAUGAGAGAACAAUUUAUUAUAUUCCUGUCUACGAAACUUUUGAGCCUUCUUCCCCUUGGGCUUGAGAGGCAAUGGAAAUGUCUUCAUUGUGUGGGAGGUGGGAAUGCUUCACCUUGUCUAGGACCGAAUGUUCCCCUCCCUCUCUGAGAAUAGAGGGCUUUUACUCGCAUUUUCCUAAACACUGUCUGGUUCUUGCUCAUGAACUGCAGUCAUGAUUAUCUACCUAAGACAGUAGUAAUAUAUUUUAAUAUCUAGAGGGCCUAUUUUAAGAUUUCGGAGCAACCAAUAUGACAAAAAUAAAGGAGGGUCCUAUCUAGGCGAUUUCUUUCCUAUACAAAGCUUAAUUGUAAAAUUGUAGAGAUUACAAGAAAAUAGUUAUACUGUUGAGCUGCAUGUGUACAGUCACAGCUUCCAGUGCACUCACAACUCUGCCCACCCAUCCCUUUCCCUUUGGUGAUCCUGUCACCAGUUUUUCUAGCUUACUGCUGGGUUGAGCAGGUGUUUUUCACCUGCUAUGGUUUCACCUGCUAAGGUCCAGGUGUCAGCCCUGUUAACAUCCUGUGGGGUCUAGAAUGUGAAACACUAUAAAAAGAUGUUAUAAUUUGGAGUUCACUGGGAGUGCAGUGACUGCAAGUACCGUAAACACAAUUCUUUGUAAAUAUUGCUUAUCCUUUUUUUAAAAAAAAAAAGUUUAAAAUUGCUGUUACUGCGGAGCAACUCAUUUAAAUAUUGAGGAGCCCAACCCUGUACUUCAGGCGGCCACUGUAAUAAUAAGUCACAUUUUAUGUGCCCAUGGUAGGCUUUAAAAUUGAUUUAUUCAAGCAUGCAGUGGACUUGCACCAUUGAGGUUAAGUACAGAUUGUAAGGUCUGGCUGUCACAGUUUGGCAGGUUUUUCCAUGAUGCAUGUUUCUAUACUCCAUGCCCAGUUUUAAUGUGGCUGGCUGCCAUUCAGCUAAUCUGUUUCUGAAUGGUUCUGUGUAACCAUUCCAUUAAAUUAACUGUACAAGGAGGCUCAUUAAACAGUUACAAAGAUAGUUAACCUGAGGAGCAGAAUUGCCUGGAGGGAGCCCUUCACCACCUACUUCAUUGCUUUAAAAAAAUCUCUCUAUUGAAUUGAGCUCAUUCUGGCCCUCUUCAAAGCAUUCAUCUGUGGUUAUAAAAUCAGGAGGAACCAAACCAUUUCUAAUAAAAUACACACAUUAAA
Zootoca vivipara (common lizard) is the source of this 4011-nucleotide messenger RNA. RefSeq names its product RNA pseudouridine synthase domain containing 2 (gene RPUSD2). Gene Ontology annotation, biological process: enzyme-directed rRNA pseudouridine synthesis. NCBI's taxonomy places the organism in Eukaryota, Metazoa, Chordata, Lepidosauria, Squamata, Lacertidae. The record is from RefSeq and is a predicted model, not a curated record. Gene Ontology annotation, molecular function: RNA binding; pseudouridine synthase activity.